AUGCCGUCUCUUACCCAACUCCUGGCCUAUGCCAAUCAGGAGUUCACAGAUGUCUACAACAAGGGACCGUACACAUCGUACAAACAGAUCGAAUUCCUUUUGCUGAUUUCCGGUAAGUCUGUCGAUGAUCUUAUCGCAAAUCCAAAGGGUGUAUUCCGAGACCUAACCUAUGACACCAUUCUAGAUGCAUGCAUCGGAGCUGGUUCCGUUGUCGAGGCUACAUGGAAGGGUAAGGCUGGCCGUUGUACGGCUACGUCGCUCAAAGUCUCUGAUCAAUUGAUGCGCAAGUAUCCAGGUCAGUUCGAGUUUGAGUACUUCUCCGUACGUCGCGGUAAAGUUAGCCAUCGCUUCUCACGAUGUGCCAUUACAGGCAUCGUCAUCGAUGUGAUUUGCAGCAUGGGUGCUUUCAUCCUACCAGACAACGAACUCCGGACCAUCACCACAAUGUACACGCUUUCCUGGGGCCAUCAAGACGGCAAUGUCUACAUGAUUGACGAAGACGGAAUGGAUCAGUUCUGCGAAAAGGUCUCGCACGUGCGAGCCCAGGCUCUUUGCCUCUAUGAAGUCUCCCGCAGCGGCCAGCUCGUUGUACUUUUUCGAGAACUCAACCCACAGUUCUUGAACCAGAACAUCUCUGGGUACGAGUACAAGACUGCCAUGUUUGCCCACGGAUGCAUCAAGUUCAAGCUCAAGCCCGACACUGCCUCGGGUCCGGGCCUCAAACAGCUGCACCUCACGCCAAACCCGGAUGAACCUGGAGACAAGACAAUUAUCGUGUGGAGCCAGGACCAUACCGACCAGGACAGAAGCGAAGCUCAAGAUGAAGUUCACUAUUUCCUGGCAACAUGGACCGGAUGCCAUGCGAACCAGCAGUGGCCAGCGGAUGGGAUCAAUUGGUUCUACCGGGAGCUGUUCUGGCAGCUUUGUCUCGGGUAUGGAAACCCCAAGAUCUGGACUAAGGCUGAAGCUGAUUAG
Molecule: messenger RNA, 975 nt
Organism: Fusarium pseudograminearum CS3096
Lineage: Eukaryota; Fungi; Ascomycota; Sordariomycetes; Hypocreales; Nectriaceae
Exons: 1
Coding region: 1-975 (324 amino acids)
Source: RefSeq, a predicted model, not a curated record